This is a messenger RNA of Nasonia vitripennis (jewel wasp), 5471 nucleotides long. RefSeq names its product DNA topoisomerase 1 (gene Top1). Gene Ontology annotation, molecular function: DNA binding; DNA topoisomerase type I (single strand cut, ATP-independent) activity. Gene Ontology annotation, cellular component: nucleolus; chromosome. The transcript is spliced from 13 exons. The record is from RefSeq and is a predicted model, not a curated record. Gene Ontology annotation, biological process: DNA topological change; DNA replication; chromosome segregation. NCBI's taxonomy places the organism in Eukaryota, Metazoa, Arthropoda, Insecta, Hymenoptera, Pteromalidae. Bases 1121 to 4180 code for a protein of 1019 amino acids.
AAAAAAGUCAUAAUAAACAAAUAAAGAAAGCAGGGGAAAUAAGUGAAUAUGAUGCAAAACGAAGCGAGAGCCGAGCUGCUGCCGCAGUAUAGACGAAGGCAUCAUGGAUCGAGUGUAUAGUAAAAGUAUAAGUAUAUAAAGUACCUCUGCUGGGAGAGAGAAAGAGCGAAGGAAACGAGAAAACGAGGGGAAGAGAGGAAUACGUGAAAGCGAUGCUUGUAUUGCUCCGCUGACGAUCGAAGGGUCAUAGUCGUCGUCAGGUUUACAGCUGUUUCACGAGCGAAGGAGCGAGAUGGGGAUAUGGAUUUUGACGGCUCGCCGCCGUUUACGGACUGUCACUUAAAGAUGCAUGAGCUGUCUAUAGUCAAAACCUCUUCGAGUCAACGUAAUUCAUAGUUCAUCCGACAUUCGAAAGAAUGAAAGUUUUGCCAUCUGUUCCAACAUUUCGAGAAGCCAAGAGAGUUGCAUAUUACACGCAUCGGGGGGCUGCAAGGAAAGAAGCGAGCUGUGACUUGUGAGCGUAUGAACCUGUAGUAAGAGAGACAGAGAGGGGAAAGCCGGCGCAUGCGCAGUCAUCGAUUCCGGGCACUUAGACGCUGGCGUGAUGCUCGAUCACAGCGUGCAGGUCUUAGCCGUUUUUCGACUCGACGGGAGAGAGAGAGAGAGAGCCGAGGUAUCGUAUGGCAGCGCAGCGUCGACACUUAGUCGCAUACAGUGGCGGCGCUGGACUUAGUCUCUGUUCGCUCCCUCACUUCUCUCACUCUCAGUCUCGGACUCUGGCUGGUCGGAGGUGGUCGACCUGCACCGAGCGUAGCAGUGCCGUGAUCGUACGGCAUUUUCUCGUUUCUUCCCGACUUGUCUCGAGUAUAAAGGAGAGGAAGGAAGCAGAUCUUCUGAGAUCUUCUCGUGCAGGCACGGCGUCCCACACGCAUAUACGUAACGUAGCUUGCACGCGCAUAGGUAGGGUGUUGGAGUGGUGCGCGCGCGUCUAUCUAUACCGCGCAGCACAGUCGGACUUUGCGAGCGCGUCAGCCACGAGCAGCUCUCGGACAUAGAACGAGCGAGCCAGCCCGUUCUCAUUCGCUCGCGCCAGAGACUAUCACCCGCUCUCGUCGAGAAAAUGGAGAUCGAGCAGCCCGUUCCCAGGGCCGAUGUCGACCUGGAGAAGAAGGCCAAAGAGAACAGCAGUGCGGCUGGUAAUCAUGGAGAUGCUCAAAUGAAUGGCAUGACUAAUGGUUACGACCACAAAAAAGAGCACAAGUCUGAACAUAGAGACAAGGAUAAGGAACGAAGUCAUAAGUCUGAACAUAAGGAUAAAGAAAAAAGUCAUAAAAGUGAGCACAGAGACAAGGAUCGUCAUAAGCACAGUUCGAGUUCCUCUAAGGAUAAAGACAAAGAUAAGCACAGUAGCAGUAAGGAUAAAGAAAAGGAUAAGGACAGGAGUAGAGACAAGGAUAAGAAGAGCAGCUCUUCAUCCAGUAAGGAUAAAGAACAUAAGAGCUCUAGUAGUUCAAGCCGUGAUAAAGAGAAGGACAAGGAGAGAAGUAAAGACAAGGAGCAUCACAAGUCCAGUUCAAGUUCUAGCUCGAAAGACAAGCACCAUAGCAGCAGUUCAAAAGAUAAGGAUAAGGAAAAGGACAAGGAACGAAGUAAAGACAAAGACAAACAUAAGGACAGACAUAGCUCCUCGCAGAGUUCAUCUCGUGACAAGGACAAGGAGAAGAGCUCCAAAGAUAAGAAGCAUUCCUCUGAAAAAGACAAAGAUCGUCAUUCCAGUUCUCAUUCAUCCGAGAAAGACAAGCAGCGAUCUUCUGACAAAGAAAAGCAUAGUUCUUCUGAAAAAGACAAAGAUAGGCAUCGGCAUGACAAGGACCGUGAUCGGCACCGACAUGAUAAAGAAAAAUCUAAGCAUCGCGAUGAAAAGGAAAGGAAAGAGAAAAACAGAGAAGAAUCAAAGAGCAAAGAUGAAAAUAAGGUGAAAGAAGAUGUCAAAGUUGAACCAGAGAUUAAAACAAAAAUUAAAAUGGAACAAGAGUCCUUCAAAGAGCAUGAAGAAGAUUAUGAUAGUGGCGAUGAUAAUCAGAGACUGUAUAUUAAAGAAGAAGAUGAAGAAAUGAAACAAGAUAAUAGUAUGGAUUCUACUGAUGCAAAUGAUACAAGAUUGUCGGAUAUGCACAAUACCACUGUUAAAACUGAAGAAGAUGAGUCUGAUGAAGACAUGCCAUUGGCGAGCAGGUCAUCAGGUAUAUCACCAGGGGUUAAGAGGAAAGUAGAAACAUCAGAUGAGGAUGAUGACAUCCCUUUGUCUGCAAGAAAAAAGCCGAAAAAAGAGCCAGUGGCUAAGAAACAGAAGAAGAAAAAGAAGGUUGAAAGUGAAGAUGAAGAGUAUGAUGAACCUGAAGAGAAACCUCAAAAGAAACGAAAACCAAAGGCUGAAAAAACGGAAAAUUCAAGUCCCAAAAAGAAGAAGAAAGAAGAAGAAGAACCAGAAGUUUGGAAAUGGUGGGAAGAAGAAAAGAAGAAUGAUGGAACAAAAUGGCAUUUCUUGGAGCACAAAGGACCUGUGUUUGCACCUGAAUAUGAACCACUACCACCUAGUGUUAAAUUUUAUUAUAAUGGUAAAGAGAUGAAGCUGACUCAAGAUACUGAAGAGGUAGCUACAUUCUAUGCUCGCAUGUUGGAACAUGAUUAUACAACCAAGCAAGUGUUCAAUGAUAACUUCUUUCAUGAUUGGCGUGAGGUCAUGACAGAAUCAGAAAGAGCAAAAAUUACAGAUUUGAAAAAAUGUAAUUUUACGGAAAUGCACAAGUAUUUCAUUAUGAAGAGCGAAGAACGUAAAGCCAUGUCUAAAGAAGAGAAGAAGGCAAUCAAAGAGAAAAAUGAUGAAAUUCAAAAAGAAUAUGGUAUUUGCACAAUUGAUGGCCAUAAAGAAAAGAUUGGUAACUUCAAAAUUGAACCUCCAGGCUUAUUCAGAGGUCGUGGAGAACAUCCUAAAAUGGGAAAAUUAAAAAAGAGAUUAGUGCCAGAAGAUGUUCUCAUUAAUUGUUCUAAAGAUUCAGUACAUCCUAAACCUCCACCAGGGCAUAAAUGGAAAGAAAUAAGACAUGAUCCUACAGUGACCUGGCUGGCAUCAUGGACAGAAAAUAUUCAAGGCCAAGUUAAAUAUGUCAUGUUAAAUCCUUCAAGUAAACUGAAAGGUGAAAAAGAUUGGCAAAAGUACGAGACUGCUAGAAAACUUGCUAAAUCUGUUGAUAAAAUUAGAGCGACUUAUCGAGAAGACUGGAAAAGCAAAGAAAUGCGCAUUAGGCAAAGGGCUGUUGCAUUAUACUUCAUUGAUAAACUAGCUUUGAGAGCUGGUAAUGAAAAAGAUGAAGAUCAAGCUGACACCGUAGGUUGUUGCUCCCUGCGUGUCGAACAUAUAGCACUACAUGAGAAAAAAGAUGGAAAAGAAUAUGUGGUCGUCUUUGAUUUCUUGGGUAAAGAUUCAAUUCGAUACUACAAUGAAGUACCAGUGGAAAAACGAGUAUUUAAGAGUCUUCAAUUAUUCAUGGAAAAUAAAUCACCUGGAGACGAGCUUUUCGAUCGUCUUAAUACUACUGUAAUGAAUAAGCAUUUGAACGAGUUGAUGGAUGGCCUUACCGCUAAAGUGUUCAGAACAUACAAUGCGUCAUGGACGCUACAACAACAAUUAGAAGAGCUUACUGAUCCAAAUAGUACUGUUGCAGAAAAAAUACUUUCUUACAAUAGGGCUAAUAGAGCUGUAGCUAUACUUUGUAACCAUCAACGUUCAGUUCCGAAAAGUCAUGAAAAAUCCAUGGAAAAUUUGAAAGCUAAAAUUGAUGCCAAAAGAGAAGCAAUAGCGGAAGCAGAACAAAUUGUCAAAGAUGCCAAACGUGAUGCUAAGCACGGUUCUGUGAAGGAAAAAGUUUUAUAUGAAAAGAAAAAGAAGCAACUUGACCGAUUAAAGGAACAACUUAUGAAGCUGGAAGUGCAAGCUACAGAUCGAGAAGAGAAUAAAGAAAUCGCACUUGGCACCAGUAAGCUAAAUUAUCUCGAUCCACGAAUUUCAGUUGCUUGGUGUAAGAAACACGAUGUACCAAUUGAGAAAAUUUACAACAAAACACAAAGAGAUAAGUUCCGAUGGGCAAUCGAUAUGGCUGGUCCUGACUACGUCUUUUAAUCUUGCGAAUCUCAAUGAUACGCAAAUAUGCGAUUUCUCUCUUUAGUCAAUUUUACUUUAAUUGUGGAGAUGUCUAGAACAAUAUGAGUUUUUCGUAUCUAAAAUUUGCGUGCGUGAGUAAAUGUUGUACAUUGUCUAGAUAGUCAAUUGUCGAGAUAAUUGACUUGAACAAAAAUCGAAUUUAGUUAAUUAUCUGGAUGAACUAGAACUAAAUGUAUCUUGCGUUAUCUUGAUAUUUCCAAGAUAAUUUUCAAACACCACAUGUAAAGAUGAUUUAAUUCUUUUGUGAUUGACGGAAAUUGAUAUUCACUAGCAUGAAUAGGUGAUGAUUUUAUGGUUUGAGUCUGUAAAUUGCUGUUAAUGAAUUUUAAAAGAACUCAACCUAUUUUUACGAUGCAAUGAAAUCUCUGCAGUGGAAAUACUAAUAUUGAUGUAAAUUAAUUUUUAGAGUUCUUACAAGGAAUGCUCUGAUUGAAAAAAUAUGUAUAAUACAUUUAAAAAAAUACGACUAACAGUUAAAUAUGGAAUUUAUAUAGUAAUUGCUCACAUAAUUGACGAUUUAUGAAUUGUCAAAUAUAUCUAAACAAAGCGUCGAUAAAAACAUAAUAAAAUCUUUUGUAUACCAAUUGAUCACUGAUAAAUGUGCUGUUAGUUACUUAAUUAUUGAAAAUUUAGAUCAUUCAUAAUUUUUAUUAAAAAUAAGAAACAAGCUAAUGCAAUGUACGUUUUAAAUAAUAAAUGUUCCUGCCGACAUUUCUUAUAUUUGGCAGUACAAUAGCACGAUAAUUAUUAGUUGCAAAGGUAUGAAGUAUUAUUUUUAUAUAUUCUAACCAUGUUUCAUUUUAGUAUAAUUACAGUGAUGUAAAUGCUGAAACUUUGUAUAAUGAUAAAAGAAUGUCAUUCAUUUUCAUAUAUCAUCUUUCACAGUUAAUAAAACAAUCAUGAAGGCAAAAUCAACUUUGUACCUAUAGAAAAUUGUGUUUUGUAUUAUUUAAAAUUUAUCACUGAAUUCUGCAAACACCAAAUUGAGUUUUUGUGUAUGCACUAUGCUAUAUGUAUAAUAAUAUGAUGUAUGCAUAGAAACAUGAAUUAUGUAUAGAAUUAUAAUAUAGACAAAAAAAUUACUGAUAUUGCGUAUAUCCUAAGGCAGAAAGUAUACUUUUAGAGUUACAAGUCUUUCAAUUUCAACACUUGUAUAUGUAUGUUUUAUUUUUUCUUGAAAGAAUUAAUUAUGCCUAUAACAUUAUUACUGUAUUAUUUCAUGAAGUUAUAAUAAAACUAGUAAAUCAUA